CGAGUGGGUGUGAGCCUUGGGGGCCGGCCAAACUUCCUGUCCCGCGCUGCCGCUGCUUCCGGCGGGAGCCGGAAGACGCUGUGUGUGGACGGAAUUCGGGACCGACUGACGGCUAGCAGGCUGCCCGGGACGGGGAGGCUAAAUUGAUUAUCCACUCAGCACAGCAUCUUACAGGAAAAGCAUAGCAUUUCCUAAAGGAAUAUGAGCAUAGCAGGAAGGUGUCAUUGACUCUGAAUUAAAUUUUUAACCUGUCCCCUCAACAGCUACAGGAUUUGGAAGCUGAAUCAAUGUUAUCAGAUGAGUUAGAAUCCAAACCAGAGCUCCUGGUACAGUUCGUUCAGAAUACAUCUAUCCCAUUGGGACAGGGGCUAGUAGAAUCAGAAGCUAAAGACAUUACUUGCUUGUCCCUCCUUCCGGUGACUGAGGCCUCAGAAUGCAGUCGGCUAAUGUUACCAGAUGAUACUCCAAGUCAUACAAACUCCUCCAAGGAGGUCCCUUCCUCGGCCGUGUUGAGAAGCCUUCAGGUGAAUGUGGGUCCAGACGGAGAAGAGACGAGGGCUCAGACUGUACAGAAGUCCCCGGAGUUUUUGUCCACUCCAGAGUCUCCUAGCUUGUUGCAAGAUCUACAGCCAAGUGAUAGCACUUCUUUUAUUCUUCUUAACCUAACAAGAGCAGGUCUGGGCUCUUCAGCUGAGCACUUAGUAUUUGUACAAGAUGAGGCGGAGGAUUCAGGGAAUGAUUUCCUCUCCAGUGAGAGCACGGAUAGUAGUAUUCCAUGGUUCCUCCGGGUUCAGGAGUUGGCUCAUGAUAGUUUGAUUGCUGCUACUCGCGCACAACUGGCAAAGAAUGCAAAAACCAGCAGCAAUGGAGAGAAUGUCCACCUUGGUUCUGGAGAUGGGCAGCCCAAAGAUUCUGGGCCCCUUCCUCAAGUGGAAAAGAAACUCAAAUGUACAGUUGAAGGCUGUGACCGGACAUUUGUGUGGCCAGCUCACUUCAAGUACCAUCUCAAAACUCAUCGAAAUGACCGCUCUUUCAUCUGUCCGGCGGAAGGUUGUGGGAAAAGCUUUUAUGUGUUGCAGAGGCUGAAGGUGCAUAUGAGGACUCAUAAUGGGGAGAAGCCCUUUAUGUGCCCCGAGUCUAGCUGUGGUAAGCAGUUCACUACAGCUGGAAAUCUGAAGAACCACUUGCGCAUCCAUACAGGAGAGAAGCCUUUCCUUUGUGAAGCCCAAGGAUGUGGCCGUUCCUUUGCUGAGUAUUCUAGCCUCCGAAAACAUUUGGUGGUUCACUCAGGAGAGAAGCCCCAUCAGUGUCAAGUAUGUGGGAAGACCUUCUCUCAGAGUGGGAGUAGGAAUGUGCACAUGAGAAAGCAUCAUUUGCAGCUAGGAGCAGCUGGGAGUCAAGAGCAGGAGCAAACUGCUGAGCCAUUAAUGGGCAGUAGUUUGCUUGAAGAGGCUUCAGUAACCAGUAAAAACCUGGUGCCUAUGAAUUCCCAGCCCAGCCUUGGUGGAGAGUCCUUGAACCUACCAAAUACCAAUUCUAUCCUAGGAGUUGAUGAUGAGGUGCUUGCUGAAGGAUCCCCACGUCCCCUGUCUUCAGUGCCUGAUGUGACACAUCACUUGGUGACCAUGCAGUCAGGGAGGCAGUCAUAUGAGGUUUCUGUCUUAACUGCUGUAAAUCCACAGGAGUUACUAAACCAAGGAGAUUUAACUGAAAGACGGACAUGAGCAUGGGUGUCAACUCCUGGAAGAGCAGCCCUGUCUGAUCCCAGAGUGCACACAGUGGGAACAGGAUGCUUAUGGCUCACGAUCUGCCAGAACCAAAAUGAAUCUGUGAAAGACAGGACCCCGCUUUGGCCUCUGUUCAUCUUUCCUGACAUAGAAGAUGAAUGUAGGAGAGCUUCUCUUCAAACUACAUCUGAUCCAGACAAGGAAGAAAGCAGUGAAUGUGGGCUGGGUAACUGUACCUACCUCUCUUCCCACUAUAAAAUUUUGGGAUGGACUUCUCCCAAAAGUGAAUUUGAUUUUGUGUUGGCUGAAAUUUCUUCAGUAUGACUGUUGAGAAGGGGUUUUCCUUUGAAGAAUUUUCAUCCCAGAUUCAGCUGUCUUUUCACAUGGAUCAACUAAGCCCUGCCACCAACCAUAAAACUUCACCAAGAAGCUGAGCUUUCAAGAUGCCUUGUUGCUUUGGAGAAGGGAGUGAUGUCAAUUCUGUUGUGGCAUACUCCCUUUAGCAACCUGAGUAAGACUCUCUGCCACUGGGCUGCAAAAAAAUAAAUUACUUGAAUCCCUACCUGGCCCAGGCUGAGGUACUAUCUUGUCACAUCCACCUCUACUUGGCCACUUUGCUCUCUUUGUUUAUGGAAUAUACGAUAGCAUGUUAAAAGGGUUUUUUGUUUUCUUGUUUUUUUUUUAAAGUUAACUAUCACAUGAUUCAGAGCUUCAGUUGUUUUCCCUUUAAAUAAACAAGACAGCCCAGUAA
Neofelis nebulosa (Clouded leopard) is the source of this 2478-nucleotide messenger RNA. It is a transcript of the gene ZNF410, whose product is annotated as zinc finger protein 410. Lineage: Eukaryota; Metazoa; Chordata; Mammalia; Carnivora; Felidae. Gene Ontology annotation, cellular component: PcG protein complex; transcription regulator complex. The transcript is spliced from 12 exons. The coding region runs from base 288 to 1724 and encodes 478 amino acids. The record is from RefSeq and is a predicted model, not a curated record. Gene Ontology annotation, molecular function: RNA polymerase II cis-regulatory region sequence-specific DNA binding; DNA-binding transcription factor activity, RNA polymerase II-specific. Gene Ontology annotation, biological process: regulation of transcription by RNA polymerase II.